AUGGCAGAGUCAACAAAUUCUGCUGCGCCCACGGGCGCUGGCAAGGCUCAGGCCGCCCCGAAGCCGCCCAACCCAGCGUUCAAAAUGAUGGGACUUCCUAAUAUGCGCUUCAAAUUGCCCUCUCGCAACUGGAUGAUCUUCCUUACCAUCACUGGAUCAUUCACCGGUGCUCUCAUAUACGAUCGUCGGGAAAAGCGUCGCGUACAACAGAAGUGGUCGGAGCUCGUGGCUCACAUUUCUAAAGAAACUCUACCAGUCGACCAGAUGCGCCGGAAAAUGACAGUAUACCUGGCUGCGCCGCCAGGAGAUGGCUUGCGUGUGGCUCGGGAUCAUUUUAAGGAAUAUGUCAAGCCCAUCCUGGUGGCCGCGGCGUUGGACUAUACGGUGAUCGAAGGGCGACGUGAGGGCGAUGUGAGAGCCGGCACGGCGGAAAAUAUUCGCAAGCAGCGCCGAAAGGCCGGAGAGCCCAGUUCAGUUGUUGAGGAGGUCGGCGUGGAAGCAGUCGUUGCUGCCACCCGGGAACACAUUGGGGUCACCGACGAACCCGGUCCCAAGGGCGAUUUGGUCAUCGGCCGGCACACCUGGAAGGAGUAUAUCCGGGGUUUGCAUGAGGGCUGGCUUGGUCCCUUGGACCCGCCACCUCCGCCUCCGGAGGAGUCGAAGGAGUUGACCCCGGACACAGCGGAGGACAGCAGUGCGGCCAAACCCCCUGGUCUCGCGAACCCCGAGAUUGCGAGCAUCGAUUCCCCCGAGUUCUCUGAAGAGAAGAAAGACGAGAUUCCUGAGCCUAAGAUCGAGGAACCCGAGAAAGAAGAAGAGAAGAAAGAAGAGAAGCCUUCCAAGCCAGCAGGUCCUACUCCUGCAUACAUCUACCCCAGCGAAUACUCAUCCGCCAUCCUUCCCCCCACCAUCCCUCAAUCCUUCGAGAGCUCCACCCCAGUCGAGUUCCCCCAUAUUCUCGGAUUCCUGAACACCCCGAUUCGAGUCUACCGCUUCCUCACACAACGUUACCUUGCCGAGGACGUCGGGCGCGAAGUUGCCGCAAUUCUCGUUCACCGACCUCCCCCUCGCAACUAUGAACAGCAGACCGUAAUGGAGACCGCUGAAAAAGAGUGGCACAAGUCCGCGCACAAGCGCGAAGAAGAUGAGAAGGUGAAGGAGCGCGAGUGGAUUGAUGACAUGGUGCUUGACCAGCGUAUUGCCUCGCGCAUGCAGCGCGCCACCCUUUCCCCGGAAGAUGAGGCGCGCGCUCAACGCAUCGCCGAGAAACAGGAAUACAUUCUUGGCGAGGAGCGGCCGACUCCCGUGCCUUUCUGGAAGCGCAUGUGGAUUAAUUACGGCUAUGGUGAGAGUGACGAGGCCCUGAGACGUAAGCCCAUUUUGGGUAACAUCGACGGAGAAGACAUACAGUGA
Molecule: messenger RNA, 1413 nt
Organism: Penicillium coprophilum
Lineage: Eukaryota; Fungi; Ascomycota; Eurotiomycetes; Eurotiales; Aspergillaceae
Product: Tim22-complex subunit TIM54
Exons: 3
Coding region: 1-1413 (470 amino acids)
Biological process (GO): sphingosine biosynthetic process
Cellular component (GO): cytoplasm; intracellular membrane-bounded organelle; membrane
Source: RefSeq, a predicted model, not a curated record